Messenger RNA from Aspergillus fischeri NRRL 181, 1893 nucleotides. RefSeq lists its product as uncharacterized. Gene Ontology annotation, biological process: endoplasmic reticulum unfolded protein response. The transcript has 2 exons. The record is from RefSeq and is a predicted model, not a curated record. Gene Ontology annotation, molecular function: protein binding. NCBI's taxonomy places the organism in Eukaryota, Fungi, Ascomycota, Eurotiomycetes, Eurotiales, Aspergillaceae. Bases 1 to 1893 code for a protein of 630 amino acids.
AUGGCGUCCAAUUCUUCUGAUCAACCAAGUGCACCUUUGGAGACCGUUCCGCGCAGCAUCACCUUGCACGUGCUCUGCCCGUCUCUACCCAAUCGCUUCACCUUCAAUGAUCUUCCCCUCUCUACGACUGUGGCUGGUCUCAAGGCUCGCUUGACCGAAUCAAUACCAAGUCGUCCAGCGCCGAGUAACCAGAGAUUGAUCUGGCGCGGAAGGGCACUUUUAGACGAUGCUAUGACACUGGAAAGUGUCCUGGGCCCCACGGAUAGUACCGAAUAUUCCAUGCAUCUUGCUCUUCCGCCGCCCUCCACCGUCGGCUCCGCUAGAACCUUCACUCCAUCCGCUUCCGAACCCCCUGCAACUGGUCGCCUACCAGACCCUUUUCUCAAUAGAGCAUGGUCUUCUGCACUUCCGACUCUUCCAACUUCUACUCAGAGUUUCAGACAAAGGGGCUCGAUACCGACUGGCGUACCACAUGAAGCUGAGAUUGGACUUGCCCUCCAGCGUAACAUUGACCAGAUCCGCCGACAAAUUCGGACAGCUGCGCAACAACCGAGAUCGGGACCGCAGGGGGUCGCAACUACUCCCUCCGUGGAUCAAGCAGGCGCACAACAGCGGACGGGUGUCUUUCAGUCGGGUUAUCCUCCUGCGAGAUGGUCAACAAGAGCUCAUGGGCCACUGGGCCCUUCAGACCUUCCCCAACCCCGAACUUGGCCCGCUGGUCAUUUGGCGUCCACGGGUAUUCAGGCCACGAAUCUGCGUGCUCCUCUAGAUGUCCUACAGCUCCAGGUAAACUAUGCCGAGGACCAGCUUCAACUGGGAAUCGCACCCCCGGCAGAACGAAUCAUUCGUAUUCGUAAUCAGCUUUGCGAGAUGCUAGACGAUCUCUACAGUGAUCCACGUGCUGCACGCAACGGAAACAUUGAAGCGUUGCUUUCUCGUAUUUUUAACAUCUACACUCGCGCGGAUCAACUUCGCAUCACGCAGUCUAGAUUGCAACCCUCUCUCCUCGCUACCAACGCUUCUGCAAAUGCGGAACCGGCGCGGCCUCCUCUGUACCUUCUAUCGUCACCGGGCGGAUAUCAAGCUCUUGUCGCGUCACCGGGCGCGACAAACUCAAUUCAGGCGUCGCUUGCUUCCUUCCAUGCGUCGCAGACUCCUGAGUUUACACCCAUGCAGGCUCCAGCUCAACCAGCCGGAUUCCGAGCCAAUCAGGAGGCUGUAGUUCUGGAAAAUGUUGUUCGUCAAGCUGUGCUAAACCAGCGAGCGGUGAACAAUGGACCGGUUGAUCUUUCCAGGUAUAUUAGACGCAUCUGGCUCUUCGUCCGGUUGUAUUUUUUCUGCUACAUGUUCAGCGAGCCAGGAACUUGGUCGCGAGUCUUAUAUGUUACGCUAGCCGUGGUUGCCUCUCUUCUUUCCGAGACCAGUAUUCCGCGGCAGCUGUUCAAUAUGACAGUCGCUCCUCUCCAGCGUCACCUUGAGGGAUUGUUACAUGUAGCUCCUGAUGCUGCUGACAAUAAUGGCGCUCAGGCUGCUGCAAAUGGCAUUGGCAUACUCAACGACAACCGUGCCAGCCUGCCCGGUCAGCUUCGCCAGGGUGUCCGGCGAUUGGAACGAUCUGCAGCGCUGUUCGUUGCCAGUCUGGUUCCCGGGGUUGGCGAAAGACAGAUUGAGGUGCGAAAUGCGGCCGAGGCAGCCCGUAACGCGCAGCUCGCACGAGAAGAAGAGGAGCGUCGCAGACAGCAGGAGACCGCGGGCAACGACGAAAACAGUGCAGAGCGGCAAGAGUCUCAUGAGGAAGCGGACGGCGCAAAUGAGCGCGUCGAGCCAGCCGAACAGAACACCAUGACUCCUAAUCAAUCCGAGCCUUUGAUACCCCUUGAGCCUGACGAAUGA